AUGCUUGUUUUCAGGAGUAUUUUCAAAUAUAAAUAAUAAAUUUACGAGGCUCCCAAAAGGUUUAGUAAAAAUGAAAUACAAAUUAAUGCUCAAAAAUAAAAGGCUAGAUUGAUGUAAGAAAAACUAUUAUAAUAAACUUCCAACAUUGAAAGUAAUACUCCAAGAAUUGUUUCAAUUUUAUUUGGGGUCAUGACAGUCCCCACAUUUUACUAUUUUUACAAUGCUCUUAGUAUUAGAUUUGAAGACAUUUCAUAUUUUUACAAUGUAAGAUUGUGCAUAGAUUGGUUAAAUUUAAAAUAUGGCUUAUUAUGUGGCUCUUUAAUUGGUUUGAACAUGAUGAAAUUUGAUGAUUUCAAAGCUAAAAAUAAAUUAAGAUCAAAAGUGCCAUUCAACUACACAUAUUACUCUCUCCCCAUCCUUUUGGGUUUGUGUUCAUAUUCAUGUAUCGAAACUUUAUCACAAUGGUGGGUAGUACCUACUCUCGUAAAUAUCAUUUCAACAAUGAUAGCAUACUCACACUCAACGAAUAUGGGGACUGCUCCAUUUUGGACUUUUGCAAUUGUAUAUUAAAUACUUGUUUUGGAUUUAAUAGCCACAGGAAGUCUUUUUUGGUCGUAAAGGAAUUUAAAUUUGCAUAGAGAAAAAAGAAAAGAGUUGUAUUCUAAAUAUUGAAAGAAC
Molecule: messenger RNA, 678 nt
Organism: Paramecium octaurelia
Lineage: Eukaryota; Ciliophora; Oligohymenophorea; Peniculida; Parameciidae
Source: the annotation of a GenBank genome assembly